Rhinolophus ferrumequinum (greater horseshoe bat) is the source of this 2627-nucleotide messenger RNA. RefSeq names its product BCL2 like 1 (gene BCL2L1). The record is from RefSeq and is a predicted model, not a curated record. The transcript has 3 exons. NCBI's taxonomy places the organism in Eukaryota, Metazoa, Chordata, Mammalia, Chiroptera, Rhinolophidae. Gene Ontology annotation, molecular function: protein homodimerization activity; protein heterodimerization activity. The coding region runs from base 408 to 1109 and encodes 233 amino acids. Gene Ontology annotation, cellular component: mitochondrial outer membrane. Gene Ontology annotation, biological process: intrinsic apoptotic signaling pathway in response to DNA damage; extrinsic apoptotic signaling pathway in absence of ligand; negative regulation of intrinsic apoptotic signaling pathway.
GUCUAGAGCGAGGGGGCUGGGCUCCCGGUGGCAGGAGGCCGCCCUCGUUCUGGGCGAUGGAGGAAGAAGCCAGCGAGGCGGUGGGUUCGUGAGCUUCCUAAUUCCUGUGUCGCCUUCUGGGCUCCCAGCCUGCCGGGUCGCAUGAUCCCUCCAGCCGGAGCUGUUUUUUUUGCCAGCCGCCGCGAGGCCGGCUGACUUACCGGCAUCCCGGCUGCCACCUCCUCUUCCGACCUAUAUGAUACAAAAGAUAUUCGGGGACUGCACCUGCCUGCCGUCGCCUGAGACAGAUUUGAAAAACAUUAUCUUGGUUUUGGAUCUCAGAAGACAACCACUAAGCAGAGACCAGACUCAGUGAGUGAGCAGGUGUUUUGGACAAUGGACUGGUGGAGCCCAUCCCUAUUAUAAAAAUGUCUCAGAGCAACCGGGAGCUGGUAGUUGACUUUCUCUCCUACAAGCUUUCCCAGAAAGGAUACAGCUGGAGUCAGUUUAGUGAUGUGGAAGAGAACAGAACUGAGGCCCCAGAAGGGACUGCAUCAGAGAUGGAGACCCCCAGUGCCAUCAAUGGCAACCCAUCCUGGCACCUGGCGGACAGUCCUGCGGUGAAUGGAGCCACUGGCCACAGCAGCAGCUUGGAUGCCCGGGAGGUGAUCCCCAUGGCAGCGGUGAAGCAAGCACUGAGGGAGGCAGGUGAUGAGUUUGAACUGAGGUACCGACGGGCAUUCAGCGACCUGACAUCCCAGCUCCACAUCACCCCAGGGACAGCAUAUCAGAGCUUUGAGCAGGUAGUGAAUGAACUCUUCCGGGAUGGGGUGAACUGGGGUCGCAUUGUGGCCUUUUUCUCCUUCGGUGGGGCACUGUGCGUGGAAAGCGUAGACAAGGAGAUGCAGGUAUUGGUGAGUCGGAUUGCAACUUGGAUGGCCACUUACCUGAACGACCACCUAGAGCCUUGGAUCCAGGAGAACGGCGGCUGGGACACUUUUGUGGAACUCUACGGGAACAAUGCAGCAGCCGAGAGCCGGAAGGGCCAGGAGCGCUUCAACCGCUGGGUCCUGACGGGCGUGACUUUGGCUGGCGUGGUUCUGCUGGGCUCGCUCUUCAGUCGGAAAUGACCAGACACUGACCACCCACUCCCUCCCACCCCCGUCCUGCCCCCACCACAUCCCUCCUUCCAGCCACCAUUGCCACCAGGAGAACCACUACGUGCAGCCCAUGACCACCCAUCCAGCACAGGGUUGGGCCUACACAUGGUCCCCCGCAGUUAGUUUUCUAGAAUCUAUCAUGCUUUUGUGAGAGCCGCCUUCCCCCACACCUCAGUUCUCCUGGCCUCAAAACCCACAAAUUUUCCCCAAAAUCUGCCCCAUGGAAGCUGGCAGGUGUGUGGGGGUUUGUGGCUGGGGGCUGGAGGGCCCUGCCUAUUUGGUGGAACCCCCUUACCCUUAGCCUCCCCGAGAAUGCUUUCCUGCCAGGGAGCUGGAAAUUUUUCUGACCCUUUUUCCCAGAAAGACAGACUAGAUUGCCUUCCUUUUGAUGUUUGUGGCCUCAGAAUUAAUCAUUUCUUAUUCCUCUCCCCCACCCCGAGGACCUGGGCUCCCCUCCCUUUCAUCCCCACCCUACAAUAGCCACUUAGGGGCCACUCUGACUAAUUAGGGAUUCAGGCUGCUUGGGAUAAAGAAACAGGACCAGGACCCCUCCUCACCUCCGGCCUGGCCAAGUCCCCACUCCCAAUCCCAUGUCCUCUGGAGGCCUCUGGCUAGAGGCCAGCCCCCCCCGGGAGGGAAGGGGCUGUAGCUGCAGGAAGCACCCCAUGCCAAAGCUAUGGUGGCCCUUGCAGUUUAGCACUACCCCGGUUCCCGUCCCGUUCCCUCCCCUGGCUCCCAUGACCGUGACUGAGGGACCAACUGGGCCCGAGACAGGUGCCCCAGAGCUGUUUAUGGCCUCAGCUGCCUCACUUCCUGCAAGGAGAUCAGCCUGUGGCAUGCCUUGGGCUGCUGCCCACGGGGUCCAGGGGUUCAGGGGCCUUGGCCCAGAGGUGAAGGGGAGCUACAGGGAGCAGCUAUGGGAGCCCUAGGGUCUUCCCUACCUCAGGCAGGAAGGGCAGGAAGGAGAGCCUGGUGCGCAGGGUGGAGGUGGGGCUGGCUGGAGGGGCCAGUCCUGCCUGGCCAAACAGAUCCGUGCCACACCCCCGUUCAGCCUGGGCAGCGGGGCUGCCAGGUCAGAGUGGCCUGGCCCAGAGCCCUUCAGGCCUCUCUCCUGUGCUCCACCCAUGGCCUGUCUCAUCCCUGGGGAUCCUGGCCUAGCCUGGCCACCCCAGGCUCUCUGCUGUACAUAUUCGAGACUAGUUUUUAUUCCUUGUGAAGAUGAUAUACUAUUUUUGUUAAGCGUGUCUGUAUUUAUGUGUGAGGAGCUGCUGGCUUGCUGUGCGUGUGCACGUGGAGAGCUGGUGCCCAGAGAUUGAACAGCCUGAGGCUCCCUCCCCUGCCCUGGUCCGGGGACGCCAGCCAGGGGUCCUGGCUCCUGGGGGCACCUGUCCCUCCCCCAACCCCCACCCCACACUUUUCCAGCUCUUUGAAAUAGUCUGUGUGAAGGUGAAAGUGCAGUUCAGUAAUAAACUGUGUUGAAUCAGUGAA